Molecule: messenger RNA, 636 nt
Organism: Arvicola amphibius (Eurasian water vole)
Lineage: Eukaryota; Metazoa; Chordata; Mammalia; Rodentia; Cricetidae
Gene: Amelx
Product: amelogenin X-linked
Exons: 6
Coding region: 1-636 (211 amino acids)
Biological process (GO): multicellular organism development
Source: RefSeq, a predicted model, not a curated record
AUGGGGACCUGGAUUUUGUUUGCCUGCCUCCUGGGAGCAGCUUUUGCUAUGCCCCUACCACCUCAUCCUGGGAGCCCUGGUUAUAUCAACUUAAGCUAUGAGGUGCUUACCCCUUUGAAGUGGUACCAGAGCAUGAUAAGGCAGCCGUAUCCUUCCUAUGGUUACGAACCCAUGGGUGGAUGGCUGCACCACCAAAUCAUCCCUGUGCUGUCUCAACAGCAUCCCCCGAGUCACACCCUUCAGCCUCAUCACCACCUCCCAGUGGUGCCAGCUCAACAGCCAGUGGCCCCCCAGCAACCAAUGAUGCCAGUUCCUGGCCACCACUCCAUGACUCCAACCCAACACCAUCAGCCAAACAUCCCUCCAUCUGCCCAGCAGCCCUUCCAGCAGCCCUUCCAGCCCCAAGCCAUCCCACCCCAGUCUCAUCAGCCCAUGCAGCCCCAGUCACCUCUGCACCCCAUGCAGCCCCUGGCACCACAGCCACCUCUGCCUCCACUGUUCUCCAUGCAGCCCCUGUCCCCCAUUCUUCCUGAGCUGCCUCUGGAAGCUUGGCCAGCGACAGACAAGACCAAGCGGGAAGAAGUGGUGCUUAACCCUAUGAAAGUGGUACCAGGGCAUGCCAAGGCAUCCGCUUAA